This is a messenger RNA of Castor canadensis (American beaver), 2213 nucleotides long. It is a transcript of the gene Sephs2, whose product is annotated as selenophosphate synthetase 2. Gene Ontology annotation, cellular component: cytoplasm. Gene Ontology annotation, biological process: L-selenocysteine biosynthetic process. Gene Ontology annotation, molecular function: ATP binding; selenide, water dikinase activity. The record is from RefSeq and is a predicted model, not a curated record. Lineage: Eukaryota; Metazoa; Chordata; Mammalia; Rodentia; Castoridae.
UGGCGUGAGCUGCGCGAGCGUACCUGGGAGAAGCUGUCCGGGUAAUAUUUGACUGUUACUUCCAAUUAACCUGAGUAGAAAAUAAAAGGGCCUUCUCCCUUUCCCUGCCCUCCAGUCCCGGCGGGGCCGGCGCGAUGGCGGAAGCCGCUGCGGGGAGCACCGGAGAGACGAUGGCGGCGGAAGGCUCAGCCCCGGCGGGCUUGUCUCUGGGCCGGGGCUUCUCGAACUACCGGCCCUUCGAGCCCCAGACAUUGGGCCUCAGCCCAAGCUGGCGACUGACGGGCUUCUCUGGCAUGAAGGGCUGAGGCUGUAAGGUCCCCCAGGAGACUCUGCUCAAACUCCUGGAGGGACUGUCGCAGCCGGCCGUGCGGCCCCCGCUGGCCCCGGCCUUGGUCGGAGGCCUUGAUGAGGCGGCCCAGGAAGCUGGCCUGCAAGCCGGAGCAGGCCCCGGCCCAGCCUUUCCAACCCUAAGCAUUGGGAUGGACUCCUGCGUCAUCCCCCUGAGGCACGGGGGCCUGUCACUGGUGCAGACCACUGACUUCUUCUACCCCCUGGUGGAAGAUCCAUAUAUGAUGGGGCGUAUAGCAUGUGCCAACGUUUUGAGUGAUCUCUACGCCAUGGGCAUCACUGAAUGUGACAACAUGUUAAUGUUACUCAGUGUCAGCCAGAGUAUGAAUGAGGAGGAACGAGAAAAGGUAACGCCACUCAUGGUGAAAGGCUUUCGGGACGCUGCUGAGGAGGGAGGAACUACGGUGACAGGUGGCCAGACAGUGGUGAACCCUUGGAUUAUCAUCGGCGGAGUUGCCACUGUGGUAUGUCAGCCAAAUGAAUUCAUCAUGCCUGACAGUGCGGUUGUGGGGGAUGUGCUGGUGUUAACCAAGCCCUUAGGAACCCAAGUUGCUGUCAAUGCCCAUCAAUGGCUGGAUAAUCCUGAAAGGUGGAAUAAGAUAAAGAUGGUGGUCUCCAGAGAAGAGGUAGAGCUGGCCUAUCAGGAAGCCAUGUUCAAUAUGGCUACCCUAAACAGAACUGCAGCUGGGUUAAUGCACACAUUUAAUGCCCACGCAGCCACAGAUAUCACGGGCUUUGGCAUUUUAGGACACUCUCAGAACCUGGCAAAACAACAAAGAAAUGAAGUGUCCUUUGUCAUCCAUAACCUGCCAAUCAUUGCCAAGAUGGUGGCUAUCAGCAAGGCCAGCGGACGAUAUGGACUCCUUCAAGGAACCUCAGCUGAAACCUCUGGAGGAUUACUGAUUUGUCUGCCAAGAGAACAGGCGGCCCGCUUUUGUUCUGAAAUCAAAUCUUCCAAGUAUGGAGAGGGUCACCAAGCAUGGAUUGUCGGCAUUGUGGAAAAGGGAAACCGAACAGCCCGGAUCAUUGACAAGCCUCGAAUUAUUGAGGUUCUACCUCGUGGGGCCACUGCUGCUGCUGUUGCUCCUGAUAAUUCCAACACCUCUGAGUCUAACUCGUGAAAUGGAAUAAACAGAAGUUGUUGGGGACUUAGAGCCUUUGUACAAAAUCAUGGAGGAGUCCCAAGAGUUGAUUGUAAGAAUUGUCCAAAGAAGGCUGCCUGCAUAGUGGUUCCAGCUACCCUUCUAGGUAAUCAGAUUCUGGUCAUCAAAAGCUGCCUGUCUCUACAUUCCAAGACCAGAAGUAACAUUUUGAACUCUGAUGAGGACAUGUGUUCAUCUCUUGGGAAGGUGAGGAGCAGAAAAAACUUGUUUGCUCUUUCCAAAGCAAGAUGAGGCUGUUCCAGUUUGAGGGAUUUGUCUUUGCACUGGAUUGAUUCAUUUCUGCACAGGGAGUGAGAUUAUUCAGUUUACAUACCUAAAAAGUAAAUUACAAUGGAAAAAAAAUUAGAAGCAAAUGGGUUUGAACCAAUGCUAUUGAUAAAUCUGAAUUAUUAGAAAGAUCCUACAACGAAAUGUCAAAUUCUUUAGUAAACUUCUCUGAGAAAAUGGCUCUUUCCAGCUCUGGACAAGAGUUGAGCAGCUUGUCCAAUGACUGGGAAAGGAGGACCUGCAACCAUCUGACUUGGUCUCUGUUAAUGAUGUCUCUCCCUCUAAACCUCUGUAAGGACUGGGAGAGGCAGAACAAACCCCAGAGCCCAGGCCUUGGUGGUCAUUAAGAUGUUAACUCUUGUGCUGAAAAUUCCUGGUGAUUUAAUUAAUAACAAAGAAUAAUUUUGUGAGUUAAAUAAAAGGGAUUUUGUUGGA